Molecule: messenger RNA, 3676 nt
Organism: Oreochromis niloticus (Nile tilapia)
Lineage: Eukaryota; Metazoa; Chordata; Actinopteri; Cichliformes; Cichlidae
Product: ras-related protein Rab-26
Exons: 9
Coding region: 391-1149 (252 amino acids)
Molecular function (GO): GTP binding; GTPase activity
Source: RefSeq, a predicted model, not a curated record
GAAGUCACGUGAUUGUGUUUAAACCUGAAAAUCCCCCCUCCUCUCUAAAUCGACUUCAGCUCUGCCCCCUUCGGCUUUGCCGCUACUACGCGCAGUGCUGAAGCUGCUGUCCUGGAAAGAGCAACCUAUCAAGAGCAGGAAGCGGCAGAUCAACAACGGAAGCGACAGCGUUUUGCGACAAAUUUACUCCCACUUUGAGUGGAAAGGUGUCGAGGAACAUGCGUUCAACGCACAGGUGAAAAAAAUCACCUGAUUUAACUUCUUCGCUACUCCAACUUUUCGGCCCUGCCUUGCGCAGAUUCCGGUUAGAUUUGCUUUUUGUUUGUUUGGUUCUGUUGAGAAUAGUUUUGUUUUUUUUAAAGAAACAAACAAACUAUAAAAUCUUGAGGCAUGUCUCGCAAGAAGGCAGUCAAAGGCAAAGCAGCGACCAGCAGCCCGUCCGCGGGCAGCCCCGCCGGGAAAGGGACCGGGAAAUCUGCGAGAGGAAGCCCGGGCAUCGUUCAGAUGAAUGGUGUAGUCCAUCCCAGCAGACCGUCCAUCAGCAACAGCAGCGAGUUUUAUGACAUCGCUUUCAAGGUGAUGCUGGUUGGAGACUCUGGUGUGGGGAAAACCUGUCUUCUGGUCCGAUUCAAAGACGGAGCUUUCCUGGCCGGCAGCUUCAUCUCCACUGUGGGCAUCGACUUUAGGAAUAAAGUCCUGAACAUUGAUGGAGUCAAGGUGAAGCUCCAGAUCUGGGACACAGCUGGACAGGAGCGGUUCCGCAGUGUCACUCAUGCCUACUACCGUGAUGCCCACGCUCUUCUCUUGCUGUAUGACGUCACCAACAAAUCAUCCUUUGACAACAUACAGGCAUGGCUGACUGAGAUCCACGAAUACGCCCAACAAGAUGUAGUGCUCAUGCUGCUUGGAAACAAGGCUGAUGCCACUCAUGACAGGGUGGUGAAGAGAGAAGAUGGUGAGAGACUUGCUAAGGAAUUCGGAGUUCCCUUCAUGGAGACCAGCGCCAGGUCAGGCCUCAAUGUAGAGCUGGCUUUCACUGCUGUGGCCAAGGAGCUGAAGCACAGGUCCAUGAAGGAUCCCAAUGAGAAGUUUAAGCUCCAUGAGUACGUGAACAAGGAAAUGAAGGGCACUGGCUGCUGCCGGUCUUAAAAGUCUGCCCCAGUCACUCUUUGGCUCUGUGUGUGUGUAUGUGUGCAGACUACUUAUUUCCAUACUGUACGUGUUCAUAUCUGGUGUGAUCAGAAAGGAGGAGUCAGCUCCAGCGAGGUAUAAACCCGUUCGACCUUCUGCUCGUCCAUUUUCAGACGUCAUUGUGUCGGUACACGCAAUCUCACUCUGUUGUCCCUCACUAGUCUCGUUGCCUUCCUGCAUCAUGUGUAUGUGCGUCUUGCUUUUCCCCACCCAUCUCCUUCUGUAGCUGUAAAUGUAGCCCAAGGUUAUAAUUGGGCGAAGGCGAAGAUGGCACACCUCAGUUAUUACCCUGUUUCAACUGCAGCUACACAAUUAUCUUCACCAUUGCCUGGUGUCCUUCUUUUAUUUUGAAGGGUCUUUUUGUUUUGUUUGUUGCAGAGAUAAAAUGCAUGUUUUUAAAGCAGUUUAAUUUCUGCAUAUAAUUAAUGUGUUAGAUGUAACUGUCAUUUUCUUCAGAUGUUACGGAUGAAUGUUCAAAUAGUAAAUGUGUAGUGAAGUGUCCUCUGUACAGUUUGUGGUCAAAUCAAUGAUUCAACAGGCUCCCUGGAGCCGGGUUAGCUCACCAGCAUAAAUUUAGUGUUUCAUCUGUGGAUCUGGGGUUGGGGGGGAUUUGUAUUAUUUUAACACAAAAAUCUAGUAAAAGCAAAUGGGUGUCGCUAUUUUGGAUACAAUGAGCAUUAACAGCAUUCAGAUAUGAAUCCAUAUUAAUAUGUUUAAACAAAUUUAGACAUUUGAGUUUUGAAGAGCUGUGAUGCGACCACUGUUCCUGAUCUGUAUUUUUUGUUAAAUUAUUAAAAACAGAUAUUGCAUACAGUGUGUUUGACUAUACAGGAAUAUAAAAAGGGGGCUUUUUUGGUCAUUUUGGUGUAAAUACUACAUUUUUUUUCUGCAUGUAAAAUAGUUUGGAUAGAAGAGAAGAGCACUUUAGAUGGGAAUAAGAGCAUGGGAGUGAAGUGAGAAAUAAAGAGCUACAGAGACCUGAAGUAUUGUACAUGAAACACAUGUAAUUUUUUUUAAUUUUAUUUCUCUGUUUGUUUCUUUUUUGUUUUUGUUUUUGUAAUCCAUGCAAAUCAUGACAGCGUAUUUAAAUGCUAAGUUUUGAGCCACCUCUCAUUUCUUUAUAUUUUGCAGGGAAAUAGCUGCAGUGAUUUAUCGAAACGUGCAAACAUACAUAGAAAUACUGUAUAUAAGUCAAACACAGAGAUCAUAGAAUUCUAACAAGCUUGAAAUCUCUUUAGAUAAUCAUUGGGAAUAGUUCUUCAGGCGUCUGGAAGGACAUUUGAAGCUCUUCUUUGGAUGUUGGAUGCCUUUUGUUCUGUUUUUUGUCAAGAUGAUCCCACACUGCUUCCGUAAAGUUGACCUCCAGUCUUGGCAGUGUGUUUGGGAUCAUUACCAUGCUACAAAUUGAAGCCAACACCCCUGGCUUAUAUGCAGCAUCAGACAAUGACAGAACCUCCACCAUGUUUUACACUUGGCUGUAGAUGCUCACUGUUGUAGAUAUCUCCUGACCUCCUUAAUACAUAUUAAUCAGUUUAACCAAAAAUUUCAAAUUUGCAUUCAUCACUUCAAACCUGAUUUUCAGUCCAUUUGUUAUAUAAUAUAAUAUCACCACCCUGACCUUCAAAUACUGUUCGUCUGCUUCUUCUACUUAUCCAGUUUCCUCAGUAUUUUUAAGGACAUACUGCACACUAUGCUGAGAUUUGCUAGGUUUUCAGCUAUAGCGCUUGAGAAAUCAAAUUUUGUUGAUGCAAGAAUACUAUUUUUAUGCCCAUCUUUGUUUAUCUUUGGCAUUUUUGGAUUCAACUAAAGAAAUGGGAACAACCAAUGUGUUUUUGCAACAGUAACAUCUGGGCUAAAGAUACAAUUUUUAAAAAGCCUUUUGCCUUCAUCCUUUGAGUUGCGUUAGUUUGUGCCUUUUUAAAUGCUUCAAUAAUUUAAAUCAUUUUUUUAUAGCAAAAAGCGACAAAACGUUAUUUUGUGAUGUCAGGUACAAGAAUUGGACUGAAAAUGGGUGAAAAUGCAGCCAAUCUCCAGAAAAACAUAGCAGAAAACCUGGAGAGCUAAUCCUCAAGACCACCUUAAAACAAAGUCUGGGUCUUUGGAAGUAGAAUAAAAGGAAAUGACCGAUGGCUCAAAACCUUUGCACAGUACUGCAUGUAUGUGUUUUCUGUACAUUCGUAUAUAAAUUGGGUAUAUAGUGCCAUGUUUUCUUAACAUUUUGAGCAGUAUGUCACCUUUAAUCGGUUAACAGUAUUUAACUUAUAAUUAAUAUAAGAAUCACAGAUGUCAUUUUAUAUACUGUUGCUUAGAAAGACUCGAUCUCAGUCACAGAAACCACAUACUGUACUGCACUUACUGUACAUGCCCAUGUUUCUUUUUUUCUAGCCUUGAAGUUAAGAGUAUUGUUUAUUGGGUUUACUACCUUUCAGUGUGUAACUUCUUUCUUGUAACUUAAAACUACAAUAAAAAAAAAAAUAUGUAUACA